Messenger RNA from Schistocerca nitens (vagrant locust), 1299 nucleotides. RefSeq names its product fibrous sheath CABYR-binding protein-like. The transcript has a single exon. The record is from RefSeq and is a predicted model, not a curated record. Bases 1 to 1299 code for a protein of 432 amino acids. Lineage: Eukaryota; Metazoa; Arthropoda; Insecta; Orthoptera; Acrididae.
AUGCCGCGGCGGCAGAAAUGCCGCGGCGGCAGAAAUGCCGGCGCAGAAGAAAUGCCGGCGCAGAAGAAAUGCCGGCGCAGAAGAAAUGCCGGCGCAGAAGAAAUGCCGGCGCAGAAGAAAUGCCGGCGCAGAAGAAAUGCCGGCGCAGAAGAAAUGCCGGCGCAGAAGAAAUGCCGGCGCAGAAGAAAUGCCGGCGCAGAAGAAAUGCCGGCGCAGAAGAAAUGCCGGCGCAGAAGAAAUGCCGGCGCAGAAGAAAUGCCGGCGCAGAAGAAAUGCCGGCGCAGAAGAAAUGCCGGCGCAGAAGAAAUGCCGGCGCAGAAGAAAUGCCGGCGCAGAAGAAAUGCCGGCGCAGAAGAAAUGCCGGCGCAGAAGAAAUGCCGGCGCAGAAGAAAUGCCGGCGCAGAAGAAAUGCCGGCGCAGAAGAAAUGCCGGCGCAGAAGAAAUGCCGACGCAGAAGAAAUGCCGACGCAUAAGGAAUGCCGAAGCAUAAGGAAUGCCGAAGCAGAAGGAAUGCCGAAGCAGAAGGAAUGCCGAAGCAGAAGGAAUGCCGAAGCAGAAGGAAUGCCGAAGCAGAAGGAAUGCCGAAGCAGAAGGAAUGCCGAAGCAGAAGGAAUGCCGAAGCAGAAGGAAUGCCGAAGCAGAAGGAAUGCCGAAGCAGAAGGAAUGCCGAAGCAGAAGGAAUGCCGAAGCAGAAGGAAUGCCGAAGCAGAAGGAAUGCCGAAGCAGAAGGAAUGCCGAAGCAGAAGGAAUGCCGAAGCAGAAGGAAUGCCGAAGCAGAAGGAAUGCCGAAGCAGAAGGAAUGCCGAAGCAGAAGGAAUGCCGAAGCAGAAGGAAUGCCGAAGCAGAAGGAAUGCCGAAGCAGAAGGAAUGCCGAAGCAGAAGGAAUGCCGAAGCAGAAGGAAUGCCGAAGCAGAAGGAAUGCCGAAGCAGAAGGAAUGCCGAAGCAGAAGGAAUGCCGAAGCAGAAGGAAUGCCGAAGCAGAAGGAAUGCCGAAGCAGAAGGAAUGCCGAAGCAGAAGAAAUGCCGAAGCAGAAGAAAUGCCGAAGCAGAAGAAAUGCCGAAGCAGAAGAAAUGCCGAAGCAGAAGAAAUGCCGAAGCAGAAGAAAUGCCGAAGCAGAAGAAAUGCCGAAGCAGAAGAAAUGCCGAAGCAGAAGAAAUGCCGAAGCAGAAGAAAUGCCGAAGCAGAAGAAAUGCCGAAGCAGAAGAAAUGCCGAAGCAGAAGAAAUGCCGAAGCAGAAGAAAUGCCGAAGCAGAAGAAAUGUUGAAGCAGAAGAAAUGUUGAAGCAGAAGAAAUGUUGA